AUGGCUGCUCCUGAGAUUAACUGGGAUAGGUUAGAUAUAAUGAAAUUCUAUGCAAGGGGAGUUGGACUAUUUUCUGGUGUUACCAUGUUACUCCACCCUGUCUCUGUUGUGAAGACUAGGAUGCAGGUUGCUUCGAAGGAUACUGCAGAGAGAAGUGUGUCUUCUGUUGUGAAAGGAUUGCUUAAGCAAGAUGGUAUCCGUGGUUUGUAUAAAGGGUUUGCCACCGUCAUCACUGGAACAAUACCUGCCAGAAUCAUAUUUCUCACUUUCUUAGAGACCACAAAGGAAGCUUCCUUCAAGAUGGUUAAGCCGUUUAAACUAUCUGAAACUAGCCAAGCUGCCAUAGCGAAUGGCAUUGCAGGCAUGGGAGCGUCGGUUGUGUCACAAGUUGUGUAUACUCCAACUGAUGUGAUUAGCCAAAAGUUGAUUGUGCAAGGAUACUCAGGCCAUGCCCGGUAUAGUGGUGGUUUGGAUGUUGCUCGGAAGUUGAUAAGGUCAGAGGGCUUCAGAGGAUUAUACAGAGGGUUUACUCUAUCUGUUAUAACGUAUUCACCAUCUAGUGCUGUAUGGUGGGCAACUUACGGCUCAAGUCAACGCUUCUUAUGGAGAUUCUUGGAAGAUGAUGUCAAAUCUGAGGAAGCUACUCCUAGUUUGCCAAAGAUUGUUUUAGUUCAGGCAGGAGGGGGUCUCAUUGCUGGUGCUACUACAUCGUGCAUUACAACUCCACUCGAUACAAUCAAGACACGGUUACAGGUGACAGGACAUGGAAAGAAAAUCUCUGUUAAACAAGUUGUUAAAGAAUUGAUUAGGGAGGAUGGUUGGAAAGGUGUGUAUAGAGGAUUUUGUCCCAGAUUGAUCAGCACGUCAGCAUGGGGUACUUCAAUGGUAUUGGUUUAUGAAUAUCUGAAGCGCAUAUGCAUAAAGAAAGAUGAAGAAACGGCUGGUCAGUAA
Messenger RNA from Lathyrus sativus (Indian pea), 951 nucleotides. The record is from the annotation of a GenBank genome assembly. NCBI's taxonomy places the organism in Eukaryota, Viridiplantae, Streptophyta, Magnoliopsida, Fabales, Fabaceae.